AGAGAUCCAUUUUUUCUUCGUCGACGAACACGCAUUCCCCGCUUGGUCGAGCUCGCCGUUGGACACUGUCCUCCGUUCUCAGCCCUGCGUGGUUGUUCUCGGGCAAAUAUUGAAGAAUGUUAGAAACCUAGGGCUUUUUUGACUCCCAAAAUCCGCCCGAUCUGUUUGUCAAAAUGGGGCAUUUAAAGUUGCAAGCUCAAGCUGCUAUCAGUGCAAUAGAGGAGGAACCUAAACAAUAUGAUGCUGGAUAUCCUAAUAGAACUACUGUAGCAUGCAUGAUCAAUGCAGAAAUUGGUGCUGUUUUGGCGGUCAUGAGAAGAAAUGUUAGAUGGGGGGUCCAUUACAUGUCGGAUGACAAUCAGUUGGAGCACUCUCUUGUUCAGUCUUUGAAGGUAUUGAGGAGGCAAAUCUUUAUGUGGCGGAAUCAGUGGCAUGCCAUCAACCCUGCCUUGUAUCUCCAGCCUUUCCUGGAUGUAAUUCGAUCAGAUGAAACUGGUGCACCAAUUACUGGUGUUGCUUUGUCAUCUGUUUACAAGAUAUUAACCCUGGAUGUGAUUGAUCAAAACACUGUCAAUGUUGGGGAUACCAUGCACUUGGUGGUUGAUGCUGUUACAAGUUGCAGGUUUGAGGUGACUGAUCCUGCAUCAGAAGAAGUGGUAUUAAUGAAGAUACUACAAGUUCUCCUGGCAUGUGUGAAAAGCAAAGCAUCAGUAGUGCUGAGCAACCAGCAUAUUUGCACCAUAGUGAAUACUUGUUUCCGUAUAGUUCAUCAAGCAGGAACCAAAGGCGAGUUGUUGCAGCGAAUAGCACGCUACACAAUGCAUGAACUUGUUAGGUGUAUUUUCUCUCAUCUUCAAGAUGUUGGCAGCACAGACCAUGCAUUGCUUAAUGGGAGCACAGCUAUGACUCAAGAGACUAGGCAAUUGAGAAAUGGGAACUUUAAUGCUGCAAAUGAUAACCAAUCAUUAUCUGCCUGCAUUACUUCCAAUGCUGAUGAAAACCCAACUAUUGCUACCGGUGGCAAGGAGACUGUUCUGCAUGAAUUGCAUCCCAUGUCUGAGCGGUAUGGGGUUCCCUGCAUGGUGGAGAUAUUUCACUUCUUAUGUUCAUUGUUAAAUGUUGUUGAGCAUAUGGGAAUGAGUCCUAGAUCAAACACAAUAGCAUUUGAUGAGGAUGUGCCACUUUUUGCCUUAACCUUGAUAAAUUCAGCCAUAGAAUUGGGAGGGCAUUCCUUCUGUCAUCAUCCCAGAUUGCUGAGCCUGAUUCAGGAUGAGUUAUUUCGUAAUCUAAUGCAAUUUGGUUUGUCAAUGAGUCCCCUGGUACUUUCAAUGGUGUGCAGCAUUGUUCUCAACCUGUAUCACCAUCUUCGAACUGAACUCAAAUUACAACUAGAAGCUUUCUUUUCUUGUGUCAUUUUAAGGCUUGCGCAAAGCAGAUAUGGAGCUUCAUAUCAGCAGCAGGAGGUUGUCUUGGAGGCCCUUGUUGACUUCUGCAGGCAAAAAUCAUUCACGAUGGAGAUGUAUGCUAACUUUGACUGUGACAUUACUUGCAGUAAUGUCUUUGAAGAUAUAGCUAAUUUGUUGUCAAAAACUGCAUUUCCUGUAAACACUCCACUAUCUUCCAUGCAUAUUCUUGCUUUGGAUGGUCUUAUUGCUGUUAUGCAGGGAAUGGCCGAAAGAAUAGGCAUUGGGUCUCUUAGUUUAGAAAGUUCUCAGUUGAAUCUUAAAGAGUAUACUCCAUUCUGGACAGAGAAGUGUGACAAUUUCAGUAAUCCUAACCAUUGGGUUUCUUUUGUCCGCCGAAGAAAGUACUUGAAGAGAAAAUUGAUGAUAGGAGCUGACCACUUUAAUCGUGAUCCUAAGAAAGGCUUAGAGUUUCUCCAAGGAACAAAGCUUUUACCGGACAAACUUGAUCCUCAGAGUGUUGCUUGCUUUUUCAGAUACACCACUGGGCUAGACAAGAAUCUCAUCGGUGAUUUUCUGGGAAAUCAUGAUGAAUUCUGUGUUCAGGUUCUUCACGAAUUUGCUAGAACAUUUGAUUUCGAAGACAUGACUUUAGACAAUGCCCUGCGUCUAUUUUUGGAAACUUUCAGACUGCCUGGAGAAUCACAGAAAAUACAAAGAGUUCUCGAAGCUUUCUCUGAGAGAUAUUAUGAGCAGUCGCCACAGAUCCUUGCUAACAAGGAUGCUGCUCUCUUGUUAUCAUAUUCAAUCAUUAUGCUCAAUACAGAUCAACACAAUGUACAAGUCAAAAAGAAGAUGACAGAAGAGGAUUUUAUUCGGAAUAAUAGGCGAAUAAAUGGUGGUAAUGAUCUACCCCGAGAAUUCCUAUCUGAUCUUUACCAUGCAAUUUGUAAGAAUGAGAUUCGCACAACCCCUGAACAAGGUGUUGGAUUUCCUGAAAUGACCCCAAGCCGUUGGAUUUAUCUAAUGCAAAAGUCAAGAAAAACUGCACCAUUCAUUAUGUCUGAUUCAAGAUCAUAUCUUGAUCAUGACAUGUUUGCUAUAUUAUCUGGCCCAACAAUUGCUGCCCUUUCUGUGGUAUUUGAUAAUGCUGAACAUGAAGAGGUGUACCAGACGUGUAAGGAUGGAUUUUUAAUUGUUGCCAAGAUUUCAGCUUACUAUCAUCUUGACAAUGUACUGGAUAAUCUGGUUGUGUCUCUCUGUAAGUUCAUCACUAUCCUGGAUCCAUCAUUGGAUGAUGAACCAGUCCUGGCCUUUGGAGACGACAUUAAAGCAAGAAUGGCAACUGAGACAGUUUUUACCAUUGCAAACAGGUAUGGUGAUUUUGUUCGUACUGGAUGGCGGAAUAUUCUUGAUUGUAUCUUACGGCUGCACAAGUUAGGCCUUCUUCCUGCACAUAUGGCUAGUGAUGCAGCAGAGGAGCUUUCUGCAGAAAUGGGGCUUGCAAAGCCUAAUGCAAAUUCUUUAUUGUCAACUCACCUGCCAUCUAGCACACCAAAGAGAUCCUCAGGAUUGAUGAGCAGGUUUAGUCAACUGUUAUAUCUUGGGGCUGAAGAGCCGAAAUCAGAACCAACUGAAGAGCAACUUAUUGCUCAUCAGCAUAGCCUAGAGACAAUCCAGAAAUGUCACAUUGAUAGCAUAUUCACUGAGAGUAAAUUUCUACAAGCUGAAUCUCUGUUGCAACUCACAAAAGCUCUCAUUAGUGCUACAGGGAGACCUCAGAAAGGGAACAACACAUCUGAUGAUGAAGAUACUGCAGUUUUCUGCCUGGAUUUAUUGGUUGCUAUCACUCUGAAUAACAGGGAUAGAAUUGGACUUCUUUGGCAAGGUGUUUAUGAGCACAUAUCAGCCAUUGUACAGUCGAGUGUGAUGCCUUGCGCACUGGUUGAGAAGGCAGUUUUUGGACUUCUAAGGAUUUGCCAGCGAUUGCUUCCAUACAAAGAGAAUAUUGCUGAUGAACUCCUGAGGUCAUUGCAACUUGUCUUGAAGCUUGAUGCUCGGGUUGCUGAUGCCUACUGUGAGCAGAUUACUCAGGAAGUUGGUCGCCUUGUGAAGUCAAACGCUUCUCAUAUCAGAUCUCAGUUAGGAUGGCGUACAAUUGCAUCACUCCUAUCCAUCACAGCCAGGCAUCCAGAAGCAUCUGAGGCUGGGUUUGAUGCAUUAUUGUUCAUAAUGUCUGACGGAGCCCAUUUGCUUCCUGCUAAUUAUGUUCUAUGCGUAGAUGCUGCCAGGCAGUUUGCUGAAUCACGUGUUGGACAGUCUGAGAGAUCUAUACGGGCCCUUGAUCUUAUGUCAGCUUCUGUCAAUUGUUUAGCAAAGUGGACCGGUGAUGCUAAACAAGCAAUGCAGGAAGAGCAAGUGUCAAAGAUGUUGCAGGAUAUUGGGGACAUGUGGCUGAGGCUGGUCCAGGGACUGAAAAAAUUAUGCUUAGAGCAGAGAGAGGAAGUUAGAAAUCAUGCUUUAUUUUCUUUGCAGAAAUGCUUGAGUGGAGCUGUUGACAUUGAUCUUACUCAUGGUCUGUGGUUACAAUGUUUUGAUCUAGUGAUCUUCCCUGUUCUUGAUGACCUGCUUGAAAUUGCACAGGCACAGUCCCAAAAGGACUACAGGAACAUGGAAGGCACGCUUAUUCUUGCCUUGAAGCUAUUGUCUAAGGUUUUCCUCCAGUUAUUCCGAGAUUUAUCACAGUCAACUGCCUUCACCAAGCUGUGGUUGGCUGUACUUGGCCGGAUGGAAAAAUAUGUGAAGGUAAAAAUUAGGGGAAGGAGAAGCGAGAAGCUUCAAGAACUUGUGCCUGAGCUUCUCAAAAAUACUUUGCUUGUUAUGAAAUCAGGGGGCUUACUAGUGCAAAGCAGUGUCUUGAGUGGCAAUAGUUUGUGGGAACUGACAUGGCAGCACGUGAAUAAUAUUGAUCCAACUUUACAGUCUGAGGUGUUCCCUGAGCAGGAUUCAGAGCAUUUGCAGCCCAGAAAGGGUGAAACAGCUGGAGAUUUGAGGCCUGGUGAAAAUGUUUCCAUACCUUCUAAAGAAACCACUGGUCAAGAUGGUGCUGGUAUUGGUUAAUUAUUGUUGCAGUGCUGUGGUUACUUGAAUUUGGUUUUGCUAUAUGUUCCUAUGAAACCAUGAUCUCAGCCCUUCAUAGUUUUCUUCUUGGAGGGUGUCUGGGUUCUCAGAUUAAUGAUGCAAAAUAUGAUAGAUCAGACUUCUGGUUAGAGUUUGGUAUUGCUGAAUCUCAUGUUGAUUAUGCAGAAUGCGGUAGAACAGAUUUGUUGGUAGGGUGUUGGGCUUGGCAUUCUCUCCUACUCUUAUUUGCCACAGGAUGCUAGGUAGUGGUGUAAUUUUUGAUGGAAUAUAUGUGCUGUAGCUUGAGAACCAUUAGAACGCUCACUGGUUGUAAGGUGCUUAUAGAGAACCCCUCUUGUCCCAAUGGGUCCACCCUGGGCCAGUGAACUGCAAAUUUCUAGAAUUAUUCUCUUUGCUAAAUUGUACAGAACUUGAGUUUCUUCUCUUUAGAUGCGAGAUGUAUUUUAAGCGGUAUGAUGCAAACAACAAAUGUAUUCGAAGUAUCACAAGUAUAGAUUUGAAUACCCAAGGACUUGCAGAUUUCAUUCA
Messenger RNA from Neltuma alba, 5072 nucleotides. RefSeq names its product ARF guanine-nucleotide exchange factor GNOM-like. Gene Ontology annotation, molecular function: guanyl-nucleotide exchange factor activity. Gene Ontology annotation, biological process: regulation of ARF protein signal transduction. Lineage: Eukaryota; Viridiplantae; Streptophyta; Magnoliopsida; Fabales; Fabaceae. The coding region runs from base 174 to 4523 and encodes 1449 amino acids. The record is from RefSeq and is a predicted model, not a curated record. The transcript is spliced from 3 exons.